Trichoderma reesei QM6a is the source of this 1356-nucleotide messenger RNA. RefSeq lists its product as uncharacterized. Gene Ontology annotation, molecular function: protein binding. The annotation marks the transcript as partial. Gene Ontology annotation, biological process: iron-sulfur cluster assembly. The record is from RefSeq and is a predicted model, not a curated record. Lineage: Eukaryota; Fungi; Ascomycota; Sordariomycetes; Hypocreales; Hypocreaceae. The transcript has a single exon. Gene Ontology annotation, cellular component: cytosolic [4Fe-4S] assembly targeting complex.
CCAGCCAUGGCCUCCUCCUGUUCUGCCAACGUCGUCCCGCUGCAGCCCCUCAAGCCCGACCUUCACGAGCGCGCCUGGACGUCGAUACCGCACCCCAGCCUCCCCCUCAUCGCAACCGCCCACGGCAAGAACGUCACCGUCUUCUCCCUCUCCACGCUCUCCUUCCACAGCGCCCUCGCCGACGGCCACUCGCGGUCCGUCCGGAGCGUCGCCUGGAAGCCCGGCUUGCCGCCGCACGAGCUGUGCCUCGUCACGGGCAGCUUUGACUCUUCCGCCGGCGUGUGGCGCUGGGCCAAGGAAGGAGGCAAUGGCGAUGACGGCGACGACGACGACGACGACGGCCUCAGCCAUGACGUGACGAGAAUUACUGCGAGCGACGGCGACUCGGGCAAGGCUGGCGGCGACUGGGACUUCAACCUCGUGCUCGAGGGCCACGACUCGGAAAUCAAGGGCUGCGCCUUUUCUCCGUCCGGCACAUACCUCGCGACCUGCUCGCGCGACAAGUCCAUCUGGAUCUGGGAAGACAUUGCCAGCGCCGAGUCGGAGGACGACUGGGAGACCAUUGCCGUCCUCAACGAGCACGAGGGGGACGUCAAAGCCGUGGCCUGGUGCCCCGACGUGCCCGGGCGCAACAGCGUCGGACGGCGCUACUACAGCGUCGACGUGCUCGCCAGCGCCAGCUACGACAACACGGCACGCAUCUGGCGCGAGGACUCUGAUGGCGAAUGGGUCUGCGUGGCCGUCCUGGAGGGCCACCAGGGGACGGUGUGGGGGAUCGAGUGGGAGCCGCGGCCGAAGAACGAUGCGUUUCCCAGGCUCAUGACCUUCUCCGCCGAUGGCACGAUACGCGUGUGGACACUGCAGCAAGACGACGACAGUGCCGUUUCCGAUGGCUCAGCGAUGCCGCAAGGCCUAGGCGGCAUACCGAGCACGAUGAGGCGGUCGUUCAAGGAAGAAUGGAAAUGCACAGCCGUGCUCCCCAAGGUACAUGACAAGGACGUGUAUUCAGCCACAUGGAGCGCCGAGUCCGGUCUCGUAGCCAGCACCGGCAGCGACGGCGUCAUCGCGUUAUACAAGGAAGAUAGCGACGGCGUUGCAGAUCCCCAGAGUGGUUCCGAGAAUAACGGCCUUGACGACGCUGCACGGAAGACUUCCGAUGGUCAAAUAACCGGCGGGCCACAAUGGCGGCUUCUGACCACGGUGCCCAACGCUCACGGGCCGUACGAGGUCAACCACAUCACUUGGUGUAAGCGCUAUGACGCAGGGUCAACAAGGAGGGGAGAGGAGGAAAUGCUAGUUACCACAGGCGACGACGGAGUGGUUCAGUCGUGGCAAGUCGACAUUACAUCUCCGUAA